AUGCAGGUUUAUGACGAGGAAAAGGGUAGGUUCAUCAUUGAACCUAGGGUGGGUGAAAUAUCGGCAACAAAUGAGGAUGUGGAAUGCUUGCUAGGAUUACAGGAUGAAGGCUUGUCGUCUGCUGAUAUUUUGGAAGAGGAAGGAGAAGAAUGGAAAACAAACAUACCUACUAGAUUUCUUAGUAAAAAAACUGGCAAUUUAGUCAUGAAAGAUAUGAUUGAUGAAAUCAUUACAUCAAAAGCCACAAAUGACGACUUCCUUCGAAGAGCUGUCUUAAUUCUUAUAGGGCUUGUUCUAGCUCCUACUUCGACUGCUACGGUUUACAAGCCGUUCUAUGCAUUUGUGGAAACAAUGUACAAGUUACACAACUUGAAUUGGAACCAAUUCACACUUGCAUAUGUCAUGGACCAGAUCAGCCCUUGCCGGAGAGGAAUAUAUGUUAGGCAGUGGCCGAAAGGCAAUGUUGCAAUUUUAGAGUACUUGUAUUGGGAGAAAGUGCAACCUCUUGAUGAGAUAGCACUAUAUGCUCGCAUCUCUUCACGCCCACUUAUGAUCAACUGGACAGAAGCUGCUGUAGCCUUGAGAGAUAGCUAUGAUCAAGAUAAUGGCCGGGGCAAAGGUAUCCUUAAGAUUGAAGAUAACAUCACAGAGGCAUAUAGGCGACAGUAUGGGAAGAAAACAGAUGGAAAAAACAUGGGUGCAGAAAUUAAAAAACCGGGUACUGGAAGGAGCAAUGGAAAGGGCAAUGGAAGGAGCACUGGGAAGGCUAGUAGCUCGAGAAAACCCGGCCCGUCGUGGGAAAUAAAGAUGGAAACCACCAUGAAGAGGAUGAUGCAGGAUUUUAAGAGGGAUAUGAUGGAAGAACUACCAGAGAGAUGCGCGAAGGAUGUUGUCAAAUUAUUAAACAAAUCAGGUGUUAGGUACAAGCCAUCCGCGGAAACACUUUCAGAUCAGUACUGUUAUGACGAAGGCUGCGGAUCUUACCUCAACGGAGUACUUGAACGGAAAGAAUUUGUUUACGACAAAAAAAGUGACACCCGGAGUGUGUCAUUACCUAAAGAAGAUGUUCACAAGGUGUCGAAAGAGGACAAUAAAGAAGAGGAUUACAUAACACCUGCAAGGACCAAGUGUGACUUCAUAGGGGAUGGCACGCCAGACAAUCCAUGGCAAGUUGCUGAAGAUUUUAAGGAGGCCUCUUCAUCGGAGGUGCCAUCAAAUAUUUUUGAACCUGCCCUCAAAAAUAUGAACAAACAAGACGAAUACAAAGAGGCUGCCUCAGAAGGAUCAAAAAGCGUCAACAGUGCAACCGGCAAGAAUGAAGAUGUAAAUGGAAAGAGGAAGCGAAAGCUCCCUCUUAAACUGCAGUAUCCUUAUAUCAUUGAGAAUCGAACGAAACGACAACCUCGAAAAAAGCCAACUCCCGCAAUAGCUACUCCGUCCACCAAUGAUGUUGAAAUUCCGCAAGACUCUACUGCCUUAAUAGCGGAACACAUUGCAGCAGCAGAGCUUUUUGUUCAACUUUGUUGCAAGAGUGAGGUUAUCGAUGCUUACAUUGGAGAUUUGUCUCGUCGUGUUGGGGAUGAUCGGUACUUAUGUGCAGCGUGGAGGUCAUCAUUCCUGCUAGAAGCACAUCGCAAGGGCCACAAAACCAAAAAUAAUAAUAAGAACAAUGAUCUCCUAGCUGUAAGAACUGGAACCAUUCAACGAGUUAUCGACGAAUAUUUUAGGCGGGAGAAGGCAUAUUUUCCAGUUAACAUAUCGAACAAUCACUGGACUACCGUGAUCAUGCACACACCCAAGCAAGAAUUCCAAGUUCUUGACUCAUUAUUUCUAUUAAGUGUGACCAUAGACACUGUCAGGGCUCUGAGACAACAAAUUUCGGCUGACAUCCAAGAGUACAACAAAUCUACAUCUGGAUUUUUCCCUGAUGUGAUAUCUUGGGAUAUAAAAUCAUACGAUAUGCCGCAGCAAAAAGAUGGCAAUUCAUGUGGCUUAUUUGUUCUUCAAUGCAUGGAACAUUGGGAUGGAGAUAAAUGGAAUAAAGAAAUAUCACAGGAGAUGAUAAACGGAUCAAGGAACCUCAUUAACGCACAGAUAGUUCUAGCAACUUCAAAUCUGUUAGAGACGGUGAAAAUGAAGGUUGUCCGGAUCUCCAAGAGAUAUACUAAGUAG
This is a messenger RNA of Lolium perenne, 2172 nucleotides long. The record is from RefSeq and is a predicted model, not a curated record. NCBI's taxonomy places the organism in Eukaryota, Viridiplantae, Streptophyta, Magnoliopsida, Poales, Poaceae.